AUGUUGAUCCAAGUGUCGUUGCGGAACUACUCGAAGGCUGUUGGAUCCUCUCGACCGAAGGAUAUGGCAUCAGCUUUUCCACGAACGCUGGCCGUAUCGAUAUCGAAUUUGGCGGAUGAGCAGACUGAGCAAUCCUUUUCAUUCAAGGUCCUCUCCAAUGACAUCGGCAGAAACAUGGUACAUGGCGAAUUCGAGUCAAUGAAAGCCAUCUAUUCCCAGCUAUUAGACUUGGUACCAAAGCAAAUCGCCUGGGACACAUAUCAGAGCAACCCAGACACCCAACGCUUCCUGUGCGAAUAUCGAGAGAUGACAGAUGAUAUGCUUGAUUCCGAGAAGUUCUCAGCACAACUGGCCCUGCUGCACAAGAACAGCGAGUCUCCCACUGGCAAGUUCGGCUUUCAUAUCACGACCUACAGCGGCAACUUACCCAAUUGA
Messenger RNA from Cladophialophora bantiana CBS 173.52, 435 nucleotides. RefSeq lists its product as uncharacterized. Lineage: Eukaryota; Fungi; Ascomycota; Eurotiomycetes; Chaetothyriales; Herpotrichiellaceae. The record is from RefSeq and is a predicted model, not a curated record. The transcript has a single exon. Bases 1 to 435 code for a protein of 144 amino acids.